Messenger RNA from Hydractinia symbiolongicarpus, 3411 nucleotides. RefSeq names its product calponin homology domain-containing protein DDB_G0272472-like. Bases 211 to 2826 code for a protein of 871 amino acids. Lineage: Eukaryota; Metazoa; Cnidaria; Hydrozoa; Anthoathecata; Hydractiniidae. Gene Ontology annotation, molecular function: mRNA 3'-UTR binding; selenocysteine insertion sequence binding; ribonucleoprotein complex binding. The transcript is spliced from 13 exons. Gene Ontology annotation, biological process: selenocysteine incorporation. The record is from RefSeq and is a predicted model, not a curated record. Gene Ontology annotation, cellular component: ribonucleoprotein complex.
GGCUAUCUGGAUCAGAGGUAUAUAUAUAUUUUAUGUAUACACGUUUCUUACACAGAAAUAAUUUUCUCGCAUGAUUUAUAUGUUGGCACUUGUAGUUGUCAACGCAAAUGCUGAUGUGUUAACAAAACAAGUAGGAAAACAUAUAUCACGUUGCCAUUUUUUUUGUUGCUAAAACAUUUUUACCUUACUUCUGCGUUUAGAUGCUUAACAAUGACUCAUAAACCGGUGACAAAAACAUUGUCAGUAGCUGCGGAGGAAUUUGUUCCUAGUUAUAAAAUACCCCUCUCAAGUACCUUAUCAGCAGAUGUACCAGAAUUUGUACCCUUGUGGAAGUCCUCUGCUGAAUUAAAAAACAGGGGAAGGUUUGCACAAAACAAGAAGAAGAAGAAUAUAUCAGCUCAACCAAGUGGUGAAUCAGAUGGGAUUGUGAAACCUAGCCCAAUCAACACAACAUUGUCACAUCCUGUAAAAUCAUCUGGUGUUGAUUCACAAAAAGUAAAAAAGCAAUUAAUACAUAGUUUCUCUAAAGAAUCUGAUCAAGCUUGGACUAAGAAGGCUUUCAACACCAGUAGCAAUAACCAGAGUAUUAGGAAUCAAACUCACAAGAAGAAGUCCGAGACUGUCAAAGAUAGCAAUGUUGAUAGUAAGAAGCCAACGCUAUCUUGGAGUGCAAUUGUGCAACAGCCUGUCAUAGGAAGUAAUAAAACUCAAAAUGUCAGAGGGGUAAAUCGUAAUCAAUGCAUGGAAGAGGCAAAAACAAAAAUAAAUCAAGUCAAAGCAAAAUCUACCCAUGAUUUAGAUGAAAAACAAAGUAUUGAAAAAGGGAAAAAACAACCUAAAGUGGAUUGGUUCAGUGUUAGUGAAAAAAAACAAUCCGAGAUUAAACAAAUUCCCUUGUCAUUCAAGAAAGGUAUAUCUAUGGGUAAUAAAGAAAUCAGUGGGAAGUCUCAAAAAGAAGAUUCUGUUUUAUUAAAAAGUUUAAGUACUGAAAAUUCUAGCGUAGCUGCUGUCAGAAAUAAUCACAGGGUUAAAACAAAGGAAUCAGCAAAAGAUGGGGAAAACAAAAAAGAACUGGAAAGUAAUAUAGAGAAGAAAUACGAAAAGAAAAAACUCACUCGUACAUUUAAAUCAUUUUCUACUAGUUCAAUUGAAACAGAGAAUGAGAAAAAAUCAACAAAGGAUCUUUUUUAUCUGAAUCGUUUUAAAAACACUCAAGGAGACUUUCUAACCAAGGAGUUUUUAAAUUCAUACAAACAAGCUAUCCAACAGGAUAAAGAACCAUAUAAAAUUAUAAAAAUUAAAAACAGAGUCCAAAAACAUGAUGAUGCUGAUAAUGUGGACAAUGAUGUUUUUGAAUCCCCACCAAAGCAAGAUAUUGAUGACUCUGCAUUUCCAACAUUGAUCGGAGGUAGAGUUUCCACGCCCAUGUCAAAAAUGUCGUACAGUAAUGCAUUGAAAAAAGCUGCUACACAGUCAAACUCCCAGAAGUUUAAUUCCAAGCAGCUGUCUGAGGAAGAGAUUAGAGCUAUCCGCAAAAAACGAAAGACUGAAAAACGGAAAGAAAAAGUUAAGCUGAAGAAAGAGCAAAAACGAAAAGAGCGCGAAGAGUUGAAAUUGACUUCUCCAUCUCAGGGGUCAUCAGAAAAAAAGUCCGAGCAAGAAAUAAAACUUGACAUUAGUGACAUGUUUGAUCAAUUACUGUUGAGUCCUAACAAAUCUAAAAAAGCAAAGAAUCAAAAACAGAAAAGAACUAUUAUUUCUACUGGUGUUAUAUCUGUUGUGAGCGGGCUGGCAAAGAAAAACACACCUGAUGGAAGAAGAAAAAAGACUGCUAGUGUACCUACAAUUUUGGAUGGUUCAACAUUGAUACGAAAACGUGGCAAAGAAAGAGAAACACCGAAGAGAAAGAAACCUACGCUUUUAAAGAAGAUAAUAAAAGCAGAAAGAGAAAGAAAAAAAAGAUUGAAUGAAAAAAAUAAUGUCACAAAUGAGGAAAAGCAUAGCGAUGAAAAAGUAGCAACCGACGCUGUGCCGUUUGAAGAACAACCAACAGUAGAUGAUAAAACUGAAAACCAGAAGUGCAAUGACAGCCAUGAAGAAAAACGCAUUCCAACAUUGAACAACCUGCCAGAACAUAUUUCGAAAAAAUUGCAUUCAAGAAAAUUUCGAGAGUACUGUAACCACGUACUUUCUAAAGAAAUCAAUAGAAUCACUGGAAAUUUAUUAAUGACGUUGCAAAAGUUUCAAGAUCGUGUAUAUCAUGAGACUCCACACAAAUUUAAGCAAAAGCGAAGAUUCGUGUUGGGUUUGCGCGAAGUCUUAAAACAUUUAAAGUUGAAGAGACUAAAAGCUAUUGUCAUAGCGCCGAAUUUGGAAAGAAUCGCAUCCGAAGGCGGAUUAGAUGACUAUCUGACGUCAAUUCUCUCUCUAUGUAAUGUUCAUGGUAUCCCACAGAUCUUUGCAAUGAACCGUCAUACACUAGGGCGGACGGUGAAAAAAAAAGCGCCUGUUAGCGUGAUUGGAAUAUUUAAUUAUGAUGGUGCCCAAGAUAUUUUUAAAGAGUUAAUGGAGCAUGUUCACACUGCUCAAGAGACAUAUAAUAAGAAAGUUAAUGAACUAAUGGAGAGUGAGUUUGGCCAGAUACCGAACAUAUCGUUGACAACUGAAAAUGAUUUGGAAGUUGAAGAUAUUGAAAAUACGCAACCUCGUAUUGAAACUGAGACUGAAAGAAUAAAGAAUCAAAUAUUAAGAAACUUUAGUGCCGACGAAUUCAGGAUAGUGACGAACCAACAUUGGGCGAACAGUCCUGAGGGAUACCAGCGGUAGCAGUGGUAGUGUUUUUAUGUAGUAAUUUUAUAUAGAUUUCUGUUUAAAGAAAACUUGGUGUAGGGUCUUAUAUAGUAUCUGUAAGUCUUAUAUCAUGUCUAUAAUUCUUAUAUAGUAUUGAGUCUUCUAUAGGAUCUAUUAUUCUUAUAUAGUAUUGAGUCUUCUAUAGGAUCUAUAAUUCUUAUAUAGUAUUAAGUCUUCUAUAGUAUCUGUAAAUCUUUUAUCGUGUCUAUAAUUCUUAUAUAAUAUUAAGUCUUAUAUAAGAUCUACAAGUCUUAUAAUCGUGUCUAUAAUUCUUAUAUAGUAUUGAGUCUUCUAUAGUAUCUAUUCGUUGUGUUACGUAUCCACCGAUCUGUUGUUGUGUUAUUACGUAUUUGUUGAACCUUGGGAGGUAAAAAUAUCCUAGGUUGUACCGUCGUGCUCUUUCACGGAUGACAGCUUGUUACAGAUGGACUCGCACCUUAUACAUGUGUUAUAAACAGAGUUUGGUGUAGCUUAAUAUUAUUUUUCUUGUAGAUAUAUUUUUUUUAAUUAGAUUUAUUGUAAUGAAUAAUUUAAUAGAAUAUUGGUGGCAUUUCAUUUGAA